AUGCCUUGUACGACGAGACAGGUCAGCCUCUAUUUCGAGACAGCAGCGAUCCUUGGUUUCGUUUUACUGUGGGGCACGAGCGUCUUUAAUGGAACAGUCAACGCCCUCCUAAGGGCUGUCUUCGUCACGGGUCAGCUGGCAGACGGCGUCCACCUGAGGACUGACUACACCGGCAUAGCUGUGCUGGACUAUCCGCUCGCCGUUCUGGUCGCUUUCUUCUAUAGUGGGACGAGCGGGGAUCAUUCGCCGUACCAGCUCUUCCUCUUGGACGCGUAUUCGACACUCCAGGCUGCCUACGUCUGGCUUUAUGCUGAGGCGCUGCGCCAUCCUCCGCGCACUGGUAGGAAGGUGGAAUGGAUCGACCGGCCGGUCAUCUUCGCACUGCUGUGGCAGUGUUUCGGCGCCGCGAUCCUGCUGCCAGUCUACUACAGCCUACAUCUCCGAAGGGCCAGGAAGGCGACCACCGCUUCGCCAACCGUCGGGGCAGCGGAUCUGAACCAAACCAGAGCCUUGACACCGGCGUUCCUCCUGGGAGCCGUCGUGCCCACGGCCGUGCUGAUGGCGCCCGCAUGGACGGGGCCGCAAUCACGGGACCCAAUGGCCCACCAGGCUAUACUCGCCGCCUUCCAACCCUCGCCGCUGGUCUUCUCGGCAAUCAGCGCCGCCGCGGCCUGGAUUUAUUACAAGCUUGGUCAUGAUGAACCCUCUUCCCAGCCGGGUACCGCGGGUGGCGGUACGGCCGCAGCCGCGCGUACGAGGGGGGCAGCCAGCUGGUGGAUAUGCGCUGCGUACCUCCAGGCGGCCGUUAUCUCUGCUCUGGGUCACCUAUAUGUCAUGUCGAGAGUUUUGUCACAGCCUGGGCCACGAGGGGCCAUGGAUUUGGUGGAACAGAUGUACGUGCCAACGUCUCCAGGGAGCCGCAGCGGCGAUGAGUACGGGGCGGCUAUCCUUGUCGGAGGCCCCUGGCUCUUUCUCCAGUGGGACCACAUCAUUAUCAGCCUCUCCAGUCUGUCUUGGGUUUACAUCCUCCUGUUGAAUAGCCACUCUGUGUCUGGAAGGACCGAGAUCAGCAGAGCGUUGCUUUUGCUUGGCUUGCUGGGAGCGGCUGUGGUCCUCGGACCAGGGACUGCCGUCUCGGGAGCCCUGCUUUUAAGGGAGAGCGGCUUCCUUUGGGAACAGAGCACGUCCCCGAAGCGUGUAUGA
Diaporthe amygdali is the source of this 1203-nucleotide messenger RNA. RefSeq lists its product as uncharacterized. The transcript is spliced from 2 exons. The record is from RefSeq and is a predicted model, not a curated record. Lineage: Eukaryota; Fungi; Ascomycota; Sordariomycetes; Diaporthales; Diaporthaceae. The coding region runs from base 1 to 1203 and encodes 400 amino acids.